Messenger RNA from Entelurus aequoreus (snake pipefish), 8929 nucleotides. Its product is annotated as spectrin beta chain, non-erythrocytic 1-like. Gene Ontology annotation, molecular function: phospholipid binding; structural constituent of cytoskeleton; actin filament binding. Gene Ontology annotation, cellular component: cell junction; cortical actin cytoskeleton; spectrin. NCBI's taxonomy places the organism in Eukaryota, Metazoa, Chordata, Actinopteri, Syngnathiformes, Syngnathidae. The transcript has 43 exons. The coding region runs from base 347 to 7444 and encodes 2365 amino acids. Gene Ontology annotation, biological process: actin cytoskeleton organization; protein localization to plasma membrane. The record is from RefSeq and is a predicted model, not a curated record.
CUUUGGCCGCAAGCUCAUCUCGGUUGCCGCCCCGCCGGCGCCGCGCGGUGUGGGGAAGGCAGCGCACCCCGCCGUGGCUCCGCAGUCCCGUGUGUGGAAGCUGCGGGGGCGGGGCGAGGAAGAGGAGGACGAAGAGGAGGAGGAAGAGGACGCUGCAUUGUUUUCACUCUCCGGCCGCCAAGAACCGAGCGGGACUCCGCGGCGCGUACGUCGGCCUUCAGGUGCAGGAAAGCAGCGUCUCAGCCCGCCACUCGGCGCCGCGUGUGUUUGAGGCCCGCGUGGCUGGCAGCAGCAGCAGGAAGCAGGAGGAAGGACUCGGCGGCGGCAGAGUGGCAUUGAGGUGAAGAUGACGUCGGUAGCGGCGGAGUUGGAGCACAUGGAGAUCCAGCAGCAGUACAACAAUGAAGGCGUCAACAACCGCUGGGACGCCGACGACUGGGACAACGAGAACAGCUCGGCUCGCCUCUUCGAGCGCUCGCGCAUCAAAGCGCUCGCAGACGAGCGUGAGGCCGUGCAGAAGAAGACUUUCACCAAAUGGGUCAACUCCCACCUCUCCAGAGUCUCCUGUCGGAUCACCGACCUCUACGUGGACCUGAGGGACGGCCGCAGCCUCAUCAAGCUGCUGGAGGUCCUGUCAGGAGAGAGACUGCCCAAACCCACCAAAGGCCGCAUGAGGAUCCACUGUCUGGAGAAUGUGGACAAGGCUCUGCAGUUCCUGAAGGAGCAGAAGGUGCACCUGGAGAACAUGGGCUCCCACGACAUCGUGGACGGAAACCACCGCCUCACCCUGGGCCUCAUCUGGACCAUCAUCCUCCGCUUCCAGAUCCAGGACAUCAGCGUGGAGACGGAGGACAACAAGGAGAAGAAGUCUGCCAAGGAUGCUCUGCUGCUGUGGUGUCAGAUGAAGACCGCAGGAUACCCGAACGUCAACAUCCACAACUUCUCCACCAGCUGGAGGGACGGCAUGGCCUUCAACGCCAUCAUCCACAAACACAGGCCGGACCUGAUCGACUUUGACAAGCUGAAGAAGUCCAACGCUCACCACAACCUGCAGAACGCCUUCAACCUGGCCGAGCAACACCUGGGCCUCACCAAGCUGCUCGACGCCGAGGACAUCAGCGUGGACCACCCCGACGAGAAGUCCAUCAUCACCUACGUGGUCACCUACUACCACUACUUCUCCAAGAUGAAGGCCCUCAAGGUGGAGGGCAAGCGAAUCGGGAAGGUUCUGGACAACGCCAUCGAGACGGAGAAGAUGAUCAAUAAGUACGAGUCUCUGGCCUCGGACCUCCUGGAGUGGAUCGAGCAGACCAUCAUCAUCCUCAACAACAGGAAGUUUGCCAACUCGCUGGUGGGCGUCCAGCAGCAGCUGCAGGCCUUCAACACCUACAGGACCGUGGAGAAGCCGCCAAAGUUCACAGAGAAGGGCAACCUGGAGGUUCUUCUGUUCACCAUUCAGAGCAAGAUGAGGGCCAACAACCAGAAGGUGUACACCCCUCGAGAAGGCAAACUCAUCUCCGACAUUAACAAGGCGUGGGAGCGUCUGGAGAAGGCGGAGCACGAGCGGGAGCUGGCGCUGAGGACGGAGCUGAUCCGCCAGGAGAAACUGGAGCAGCUCGCUCGACGCUUCGACCGCAAGGCCGCCAUGAGGGAGACGUGGCUGAGCGAGAACCAGCGCCUGGUCUCCCAGGACAACUUUGGCUUCGACCUGCAGGCGGUGGAAGCGGCCACCAAGAAGCACGAGGCCAUCGAGACGGACAUCGCCGCCUACGAGGAGCGCGUCCAGGCGGUGGUUUCCGUGGCCAAGGAGCUGGAGGCGGAGAAUUACCACGACAUCAAGCGUAUCACGGCCAGGAAGGACAACGUGAUCAGGCUGUGGGAGUACCUGCUGGAGCUGCUGAAGGCCCGCCGGUUGAGGCUGGAGCAGACCUUGGGUCUGCAGAGGGUCUUCCAGGAGAUGCUCUACAUCAUGGACUGGAUGGACGAGAUGAAGAUGCUGCUGCUCUCGCAGGACUACGGCAAGCACCUGCUGGGCGUGGAGGACCUGCUGCAGAAGCACGCCCUGGUGGAGGCCGACAUCGGCGUCCAGGCCGACCGGGUCAAGAACGUCAACGCCAACGCCCAGAAGUUCGCCGGCGACACAGAAGGUGAGGCGCCGCCCCGUUUUCCCGUUUUGAGGGUGCUCACUCCUGCUCCUCUCUCCUCCUCAGGUUACAAACCCUGCGACCCUCAGAUCAUCAGGGACCGCGUGGCCCACCUGGAGUUCUGCUACCAGGAGCUCAGCCAGCUGGCGGCCGAGCGGCGAGCCCGCCUGGAGGAGUCGCGCCGCCUCUGGAAGUUCUUCUGGGAAAUGGCCGAAGAGGAGGGCUGGAUCAGGGAGAAGGAGCAGAUCCUGUCCUCGGAGGACUACGGCAAGGACCUGACGGGCGCCGUGCGGCUGCUGAGUCAGCACAAAGCCCUGGAGGACGAGACGACGGGGCGGGCCGCCCACCUGCAGCAGACCAUCAAGCAGGGCCAGGAGCUGGUGGCCAACAAGCACUUUGGAGCCGACAAGAUCCAGGAACGCAUCUUGGACAUCCAGGACCAGUGGGCGUCUCUGGAGCGACUCUCUGCUGUACGCAAAGCUCGCCUGCAGGAGGCGUGCAACCAGCACCAGUUCCAAGCGGACGCCGACGACAUCGACACGUGGAUGCUGGACGUGCUGCGCAUCGUCUCCAGCGUGGACGUGGGCCACGACGAGUUUUCCACGCAGGCCCUGGUGAAGAAGCACAAAGACGUGGCCGAGGAGAUCGGCAGCUACCGUCCCGUCAUCGACGCCCUGCACGAGCAGUCGCGCACGCUCACGCCCGAGAAGGCCGGCUCCGAGGAGGUCCGCAGCCGUCUGGCGGGCAUCGAGGAGCGCUACAAGGAGGUGGCAGAGCUGACGCGCCUGAGGAAGCAGGCGCUGCAAGACGCGCUGGCGCUGUACAAGAUGCUGAGCGAGGCCAGCGCCUGCGAGGUGUGGAUCGACGAGAAGGAGCAGUGGCUCAACAGCAUGGACAUCCCCGAGAAGCUGGAGGACCUGGAGGUGGUCCAGCACCGCUUCGAGAGUCUGGAGCCGGAGAUGAACAGUCAGGCGUCCCGCGUUGCCGUCGUCAACCAGGUUGCUAGGCAACUCAUCCACAGCCAACACCCCGGUGAGAAGGAAAUCAAGUCCCAGCAGGACAAGCUCAACACCAGGUGGAGUCAGUUCCGAGACCUGGUGGACCAGAAGAAGGACAGUCUGAGCUCCGCUCUGGGAGUCCAGAAUUACCACCUGGAGUGCAAUGAAACCAAGUCGUGGAUCAAAGAGAAGACCAAGGUCAUCGAGUCCACCCAGGAGCUGGGUAACGACCUGGCGGGCGUCAUGGCGCUGCAGAGGAAGUUGACGGGAAUGGAGCGGGACCUGGCCGCCAUCGAGGACAAGCUGGGCGACCUGGGAAAAGAGGCAGACCGUUUGGGCUCGGAGCACACGGAGCAGUCUGAGGCCAUCAAGGGACGCCUGGCGGAGAUCACGGGCGUGUGGGAGGAGAUGAAGGACACCAUGAAGAACCGGGAGGAGUCUCUGGGCGAGGCCAGCAAGCUGCAGCAGUUCCUGCGCGAGCUGGACGACUUCCAGUCGUGGCUGUCGAGGACGCAGACGGCCAUCGCCUCCGAGGACAUGCCCAACACGCUGGCGGAGGCCGAGAAGCUGCUGACCCAGCACGAGGGCAUCAAGAACGAGAUCCGCAACUACGAGGAGGACUACCAGAAGAUGCGCGACAUGGGCGAGAUGGUGACGCAGGGCCAGACGGACGCGCAGUACAUGUUCCUGCGCCAGCGGCUCCAGGCGCUGGACACCGGCUGGAACGAGCUGCACAAGAUGUGGGAGAACCGCCAGAACCUGCUGUCCCAGUCCCACUCCUACCAGCUCUUCCUCAGGGACACCAAGCAGGCCGAGGCCUUCCUCAACAACCAGGAGUACGUCCUGGCCCACACCGAGAUGCCCACCACCCUGGAGGGCGCCCAGGCCGCCAUCAAGAAGCAGGAGGACUUCAUGACCACCAUGGACGCCAACGAGGAGAAGAUCAGCGGCGUGGUGGACACCGGCCGCCGCCUGGUCACCGACGGCAACAUCAACACCGAGCGCAUCCAGGACAAGGUGGACUCCAUCGACCAGCGGCACCAGAAGAACCGAGCGGACGCCAACGAUCUGCUGAUGAGGCUGAAGGACAACAGAGACCUCCAGAAGUUUCUGCAGGACUGCCAGGAGCUGUCCUUGUGGAUCAACGAGAAGAUGCUGACAGCUCAGGACAUGACCUACGACGAGGCCCGCAACCUUCACAGCAAGUGGCUCAAACACCAGGCCUUCAUGGCCGAGCUGCAGUCCAACAAGGAGUGGCUGGACAAGAUCGAGAAGGACGGCAAGGCGCUAAUGGCGGAGAAGCCCGAGACGGAGGCCAUGGUUCGAGAGAAGCUGGCGUCGCUGAAGAAGAUGUGGGAGGAGCUGGAGUCCACCACGCAGACCAAGGCCAAGUGUCUGUUUGACGCCAACAAGGCGGAGCUCUUCACGCAGAGCUGCGCCGACCUGGACAAGUGGCUGGCCAACCUGGACGGGCAGCUGCAGUCCGACGACUACGGCAAAGACCUGACCUCGGUCAACAUCCUGCUCAAGAAACAGCAGAUGCUGGAGAGCCAGGUGGAGGUGCGCCAGAAGGAGGUGCAGGAGCUGCAGAGUCAGUCGCAGGUGCUCAGUCAGGAGGGCAAAGGCUCGGAGGAGGUGGACGGUCAGAGGAUGGGCGUGGAGAAGAAGUUCUGCUCUCUCCAAGCGCCGCUGCAGAGCCGCCGGGAAAACCUCAUGUCCUCACGCGAGAUCCACCAGUUCAACCGCGACGUGGAGGAUGAGAUUCUGUGGGUGGAGGAGAGGAUGCCUGUGGCCACCUCCACAGACCACGGACACAACCUUCAGACCGUCCAGCUGCUCAUCAAGAAGAACCAGACCCUGCAGAAGGAGAUCCGGGGCCACCAGCCGCGCUACGACGACAUCUUCCAGCGCAGCCAGCACAUCCUGAGGCAGGACCGGCCCACCACCGAGCUCAUCCGCCGGCGUCUGGCCGAGCUGCAGGCGCUGUGGGAGCAGAUCCGCAAGGAGACGGAGAAGCGCCACUCCCGCCUGAGCGAGGCCCACGAGGCUCAGCAGUACUACUUUGACGCCGCCGAGGCCGAAGCCUGGAUGAGCGAGCAGGAGCUCUACAUGAUGUCUGAGGAGAAGGCCAAGGACGAGCAGAGCUCGGUGGCCAUGUUGAAGAAGCACCAGAUUCUGGAGCAGGCGGUGGAGGACUACGCAGACACCGUCCACCAGCUGUCCAGCACCAGCCGAGGUCUGGUGGCUGCCGAGCACCCCGACAGCGAGCGCAUCGGGAUGCGUCAGUCGCAGGUGGACAAGCUCUACGCCGGCCUGAAGGAUCUGUCGGAGGAACGUCGAGGGAAGCUGGACGAGCGCUUCCGUCUCUUCCAGCUCAACAGGGAAGUGGACGACCUGGAGCAGUGGAUCGCGGAGAGGGAAGUAGUCGCCGGCUCGCACGAGCUGGGCCAGGACUACGAGCACGUGACGAUGCUGCAGGAGCGCUUCCGAGAAUUCGCCCGCGACACGGGCAACAUCGGCCAAGAGCGCGUGGACGGCGUCAACCGGCUGGCGGACGAGCUGAUCAACGGCGGCCACGGCGACGCCGCCACUGUCGCCGAGUGGAAGGACGGCCUGAACGAGGCCUGGGCCGACCUGCUGGAGCUCAUCGACACACGCACGCAGAUCCUGGCCGCCUCCUUCGAGCUGCACAAGUUCUACCACGACGCCAAGGAGAUCCUGGGACGCAUCCUGGACAAGCACAAGAAGCUCCCCGAGGAGCUGGGCCGCGACCAGAACACGGUGGAGACGCUGCAGAGGAUGCACACCACCUUCGAACACGACAUCCAGGCUCUGGGCACGCAGGUGCGACAGCUUCAAGAAGAUGCAGUCCGCCUGCAGUCUGCCUACGCUGGAGAUAAGGCUGACGACAUCCAGAAGAGAGAAGGAGAGGUUCUGGAGGCCUGGAAGAACCUUCUAGAAGCAGUAGAAGGCCGUCGUGGAAAGCUAGUAGACACAGGAGACAAGUUCCGUUUCUUCAGUAUGGUGCGAGACUUGAUGUUGUGGAUGGAGGAUGUCAUCAGACUCAUCGAGGCUCAGGAGAAACCACGGGACGUGUCGUCGGUGGAGCUGCUGAUGAACAACCACCAGGGCAUCAAGGCGGAGAUCGACGCCCGCAACGACAGCUUCACUUCCUGCAUCGAGUUGGGCAAGUCCCUCCUGGCCAGGAAGCACUACGCGUCUGAGGAGAUCAAAGAAAAGUUGCUGCAGUUGACGGACAAGAGGAAAGAUAUGAUUGACAAGUGGGAGGACCGAUGGGAGUGGCUUAGGCUGGUCUUGGAGGUGCACCAAUUCUCGCGGGACGCGGGCGUGGCCGAGGCGUGGCUGCUGGGCCAGGAGUCGUACUUGUCCAGCCGCGAGAUGGGACAGAACGUGGACGAGGUGGAGAAGCUCAUCAAGCGCCACGAGGCCUUCGAGAAGUCCGCCGCCACCUGGGAGGAACGCUUUGCGGCGCUGGAGAGGUUGACCACGAUGGAGUUGUUGGAAGUGCGAAGAACGCAAGAAGAGGAAGAGAGGAAGAACCAACCCCCCGCUGAGGCUCCGCCUUCUCAGGACGCCACGCAGCACCGAGAGGGGGAGCAGCCGAGUCACAACGGGCUGGCGUCUGAGCAGGACUCUCCCAGGGACGGCGAAGGCGGCGACGUGGUGAACGGCGUGUCGGAGCCCAGCCCCACGGGUUCCCCCGGGGCGUCUCGCGGGGGCAAGGCCAGCCUGGCGGCGACCCUGCCGGCCAAGAGUCAGCAAGAGGGGCCGGCGUCGCAGCUGGAGGGCUUCCUGCACCGCAAGCACGAGUGGGAGGGGCAUAACAAGAAGGCGUCUAGCAGGUCGUGGCAUCACGUCUACUGCGUGAUCAACCAGCGAGAGAUGGGCUUCUACAAGGACCAGAAGAGCGCCAGUCAGGGCGUGCCGUACCACAGCGAGAUCCCCGUCAGCCUCCAGGACGCCGUCUGCGAGGUGGCGCUUGGCUACAAGAAGAAGAAACACGUCUUCAAACUCAAAAUCACUGACGGUAACGAGUAUCUCUUCCAAGCCAAAGAUGACGAGGAAAUGAACUCGUGGAUCUCCAUCAUCUCGGCGGCCAUCUUGGGCGAGAAGACGGAGGUGACGCCCAGCAGCCAUAGCACGCCGGCGCCCGCCGCACGCGCUCAGACGCUGCCGGCCUCGGUCACCACAGCGACCGCGGCGCCGCCGGCCGAGUCGAGCCCCGGCAAGCGAGAGAAAGACAAAGAGAAACGCUUCAGUUUGUUCAGCAAGAAGAAAUAAACGCUCCUCCUUACUUCCUCUCCUACUUCCUGUCCUCCCUCCUGUCCUACUUCCUGUCCUCCUCCUCCUCCCUUGGUGCUGAUUGGCUACGUCCCUCGUCAUGACCACAUGUUGCAUGAGGGCUGUUACCAUAGCAACUAAACACUUCACUCCAUUAAAGUUCAAUAAUAGUCACUUUACAACCUGCAACUAUCUGGACGCUUUCCUAGUCCCCCUUAGUCCAUCCUGGUCCCUCCCAGUCUUUCCUAGUCCCCCUUAGUCCAUCCUGGUCCCUCCCAGUCUUUCCUAGUCCCCCUUAGUCCAUCCUGGUCCCUUAUAGUCUUUCCUAGUCCCCCUUUCUCCAUCCUGGACCCUUAUAGUCUUUCCUAGUCCCCCUUUGUCCAUCCUGGUCCCUUCGAGUCUUUCCUAGUGCCCCUACUUGUCCCUCCUAAUCCCUCCCAGUCCAUCCUUGUCCCUCCCAGUCUUUCCUGGUCCCUCCUAAUCCACCCUGGUCCCUCCCAGUCUACCCUGGUUCCUCCCAGUCUUUCCUGGUCCCUCCCAGUCCACCCUGGUCCCUCCCAGUCCCUCUUGGUCCCUCCAUUUCCCUCCCAGUCUUUCCUGGUCCCUCCCAGUCUUUCCUGGUCUCUCCUAGUCCCUCCCAGUCUUUCCUGGUCCCAGCAUGCCAGCUCAAGCCAUAGGUCUCCACUCUGUGCCUAGUGACCGCCCAGUCCGGCUCAGAGGUCCAGUCCCGGUGUAGACCAGGUCCAGUCUGGCGUGCACGUUGAAGGCUCUCCUCUCUUAGCGUCUCUUAGAGUCGUGGUUUUUCCCGCCUUUCCUUUUCCCCGCCUCUUCCUCGGCUUCUGGUCCAACGCUGCCUUCGGAUUGGUCGCCCCCCCCCCCCUUCCUCUUGGAGGAAGUCGACGCCUACUUCCUGUUUGGCGGCGCUAGGGGGCGACGGCGAGCUGAGAGGCGUAUGUAAAGUUGUGUAUAAGAAAUAAUCUCACGUGUUCUUAGUGCUACUAACUGCUUGGUGGAGACAAGAUGUCUUCCAAAUGUACGCCGGCCUCUUUUCUUCUCGUCACUCACGCGCUAGAAGGUCCUAGAACACUAGCGCGGCGCUCGCUUGCUCGUGGGUUGCUUUUGUAGCUUGGUGUGUUCGUCCACAGGUGACCACGCCCAGCUCCUCUGCAUGGAAACUCAACAGCCAAUGAGAGCGAGCCUUUGUUUGGGCGCGUUUGUUUUCCACACCUCCACCACGUUCUCCUUUUUUCUUUCUUUUUUUUUUCUUUUUUCUUUUUCUCUCCGACGUUUUUGCAAAGCGUAGUGCGCUCGCUCACUGUUACCAUAGUAACCACACAAUCAAUAAAGCCACGACGGGGGCGGGGGCGGGUGGGUGUGACGGGGACGCGAGGGUCACUGCUGAUUGGACGUGCACCUGUAGACUCCUCCCCCUUCCUCCUCCCCCCUCCCCCCUCCCCUCUGUCUGUUACAUUUGUGCAAAAAAAA